UGGUCAGACAGUGACGUGUUAACUUGAAGCGAGAAAGAUGCUGAGACCGAGGCUGCUGGGACUGGGACUGGGACUGUUGUUGGCAGUGUUUCCAAUAAUUCUAAUGUUGUCCCAGCUACAAUGCAGCGACGCACGCGUGAUUUACUUCAAUCAGCUAAACACCAGCAUUGAGGAAAGCAACAAGAACAGCACAAAGGAUGCUAUCGGUAAAGGUAUGCUGCUCGAGGUUCGAGGCCCUAGUUGCAGGCAUGGCUUCAUGCGUGAUCAUCACAAUCGCUGUCGCCGGAUUGUGUAGGGGGUACUCAACCUUUGGACUUAGGCGCUCGUCAACUUAUCGCCAUAUCCAGAACUUGCUAGCUUUUGGGCAAUUAAAUAUUUAUAAAUACUACGUCACAAGACGCACCUAUGUAAUUAGGUACUUAUGUGCUUAGCUAGAGUCAAGCGAUGUUUGUUAUGAUGAAAUUAUGGGAAUUUUUGCGAACAGUAAAUGGCAACGGCAGAUGCAGAUACUGAGACAGAUACCGAUACCUAUAUACAGAUACAAAAUGUGAAAUAUCAGCUAGAUACAAGAUAGAGACGCCAACCAUCAGACGCUGACUCAACCACAUAUUUUCCCAUCCACUCAUUUCGCUGCCGUUGCCGUUCACGGUGACUUGGUCACAUUUUUUUUUUGGGGGAGGAUUAUAGAAAGACAUGGGGCCACACCAGCCGGUCUGUGACGUAGCUGGGGCUUUCUGGAAAUGCCAUGAGACAAUCACACCAGCUGAUUACUUUAUUGAGCAGUUGGCUUGCGCCUAUCGACUCAUAUUGUUGUGGGAAACAGACACUUUUUAUACAUGUUUGCAGUGAUUGUUUUGUGCCUAACAAAAGUAAUCCCCCUUCUUAUCGGACUGCCGGAUAGUAAAAGCUUUGCUUAGAUUUGAUCAAAAACGUACCCCACUGUUUAUUUAUAAACUCAUACUAAUUUAUUCACAAAUGCUUCAUCAGACGUUAUUCGCUAUCAAAAGUCUAGUAAAAUAUAAGAUAAUAUAAGAAAAAUAAACAAAUAUAUGAAAAAUGAUUAACCCAUUAGUGAGAUAAUAUUAGUAUAAAAUUCAAAUAUUCCAUAUAAUUAAUUCUAAAAAUUAACAUUUAUUUUCUGUUAUCUAAAAGUAUGAAUAUGAAAAUGACAUUUUUCUUUUAAAAUAUAUUAAGAAUAAAAAAAACACGUUUUUUUGUGUUCAAUG
This is a messenger RNA of Drosophila grimshawi, 1226 nucleotides long. RefSeq lists its product as uncharacterized. The transcript has 2 exons. The record is from RefSeq and is a predicted model, not a curated record. Lineage: Eukaryota; Metazoa; Arthropoda; Insecta; Diptera; Drosophilidae. The coding region runs from base 38 to 295 and encodes 85 amino acids.